Caenorhabditis briggsae is the source of this 1011-nucleotide messenger RNA. It is a transcript of the gene Cbr-mdh-1, whose product is annotated as Protein CBR-MDH-1. Gene Ontology annotation, cellular component: mitochondrion; cytosol. The record is from RefSeq and is a predicted model, not a curated record. Gene Ontology annotation, molecular function: L-malate dehydrogenase (NAD+) activity. Lineage: Eukaryota; Metazoa; Nematoda; Chromadorea; Rhabditida; Rhabditidae. The transcript is spliced from 3 exons. Gene Ontology annotation, biological process: malate metabolic process; oxaloacetate metabolic process; tricarboxylic acid cycle. The coding region runs from base 1 to 1011 and encodes 336 amino acids.
AUGACUGCCCCACUUCGCGUUUUGGUCACUGGAGCCGCUGGUCAGAUCGGAUACUCGAUCGUCAUCCGUAUCGCUGAUGGAACCGUCUUUGGGAAAGACCAGCCAGUGCAACUCGUCCUUCUCGACGUGCCACAAUGCUCCAACGUUCUCGAAGGAGUCGUCUUCGAGCUCCAGGACUGCGCUCUCCCAACUCUUCACAGCGUUGAGGCUGUGACCGAGGAGAAGCCAGCUUUCACCGGAAUCGACUACGCAUUCUUGGUUGGAGCAAUGCCAAGACGCGAAGGAAUGGAACGCAAGGAUCUUCUUGCCGCCAAUGUCAAGAUCUUCAAGUCGCAAGGAAAGGCUCUCGCGGAGUACGCCAAGCCAACAACCAAGGUCAUCGUUGUUGGAAACCCGGCCAACACUAACGCAUUCAUCGCUGCCAAGUAUGCUGCCGGAAAGAUCCCAGCAAAGAACUUCUCUGCUAUGACUCGUUUGGAUCACAACCGCGCCCUUGCUCAACUUGCACUUAAGACCGGAACUACCAUCGGAGACGUCAAGAACGUUAUCAUCUGGGGAAACCACUCUGGAACUCAAUUCCCAGAUGUCACUCACGCCACCGUCAAGAAAAACGGAACUGAGACUGACGCUUACUCCGCUGUUGGAGACAACGCUUUCCUUCAAGGACCAUUCAUUGCCACCGUUCAAAAGCGUGGAGGAGUCAUCAUUGAGAAGAGAAAGCUUUCGUCUGCCAUGUCCGCAGCCAAGGCGGCCUGCGACCACAUCCAUGACUGGCACUUCGGAACCAAGGCUGGAGAGCACGUCUCGAUGGCUGUUCCUUCUGAUGGUUCGUAUGGAAUUCCACAAGGCCUCAUCUUCUCGUUCCCAGUCACCAUCGAGUCUGGUGAAUGGAAGAUCGUCCAGGGGCUCAGCUUCGACGAUUUCGCCAAGGGAAAGAUCGCUGCUACCACCAAGGAACUCGAGGAGGAGAGAGAUGAUGCCCUUAAGGCUUGUGAUGACGCCAACAUCUAA